UCAAUGUCAAAAAUCUAAAAAUAACCUAUCUUGCCCAUUUCACCCAUUUGCUUCACUUCAUUUGCUUGUUGUUGACAUCAUAUUGUGUGUUAUGUGCGACGUUGAUACUUAUUUUUGUGUUUACGAAACGAACGCUUGAAGGCCGUUGGCAAACCUGAGUUGAGCUGAGCUGCCAAACUGAUGCUGCCGAUGGAGGAGGAGAACGCUGCUCCGGGGGAGGGGGAGGAGGGUAGCGCAGCGCUACAUGCUCGCUUAGUAGCGCUCGUGCGCGCCGCCGGCGGCGAGCCGGAGGGGCGCGUGGGCGUAUGGAUGGAGCACUCGUACGCGCGCGCCAAGAGCGGCGCCGCCGUCCGCGAGAUACUCGCGCGGCCCCUGCCCGCCGAGCAGCCGCUCGACGUCGGCGGGCCCGGGGACUGUGACCCGGCCCCGGACACACAGGAACCCGACGACGUUGACCCUGAGUGGGAAGCACGUGUGCUAGCAUUAGCACCGAGCGCGAUGCACGCCCGAGCCGCGCGCGCCGCUCUAGAGGCGCUCCGAGCCUUCCGACUCGCGCGCCUCGCUUCAGCCGGCCACGCCGACGCGAGUAUAAAGAGAGACCAGGCGCGAACUGCUUCAAGAGCUGUGCGGCGCGCAUUAGCGCCGUUAUGGGCGGCUCCCAACGGUGGCAGCGGCGUAGCGCCAUGGCUUCACGGCGCCAUCUUGGCUCACGGGAGCCACUCGGCAGCGGCGUUAUGGCGCGAGUUGGCCGGCGAGUGGCGGCGCUCGGUGCCGCGCGCGGCGGCGCGCCUGCUGCCGCUGCCCGCCGCGCCGCCGCGCGACCCGCUGGCGCGCGUGGGGCCGCCGGUGGACGCGGACAAGCCGGGCCCCUGGCUAGUGUGGAUCUGCGCGCGCGGCGAGGACCGCUGGGCGCGGCGACUGCGCGCACUCCUGCACGUGCGCGUGGUGUGUGGUGACGCGACCGGGACCGGGCCCGGCGCCGGGCCGGGGCCCAGUACCGGGCCCGAGGCCUGGUGCUCCGCGCUCAUGGGCGCCGCAAGGGCCGCGCUGCUCGACGUGCUCGCUGAAGCCGGGUCCCAUCCGGUGGUGGUCGGCGGUGCAGGCGCGGGUGCUGCCCUCUGCGGCGCCCUACUUUCGGGCGCCGGGAGCGCCGGCGACGGAGCCCUGGCCAACGUGCGCGCCCUGGCCUUGCUGGCGCCGCCGCUGCUCACGGCCGAGGGCGAGGCCACGCACCUCAACCGGACCGAGAUGGAACUCCCACUCCUGGUGGUAGCCGGCAGCGCAGGCGCGACAUGCCCGCGCAGUUUAGCGUGCGAGCUAGCGGCCGGCGGCGGCACGGCGCGGCGUGUGCUGGUCGUGCGCGGCGCGGACGAUGCGCUGCGGCUGCCGGCGCGGCUGCGGCGGCGGCUCGUGCCGCAGCACGCGCUCGACGCCGCCGUGGCGGUGAGUACUGACUGUGACACGUCGCGUGCUGGCGUACUGACUGUGACACGUCGCGUGCUGGUCGUGCGCGGCGCGGACGACGCGCUGCGGCUGCCGGCGCGGCUGCGGCGGCGGCUCGUGCCGCAGCACGCGCUCGACGCCGCCGUGGCGGUGAGUACUGACUGUGACACGUCGCGUGCUGGCGUACUGACUGUGACACGUCGCGUGCUGGUCGUGCGCGGCGCGGACGACGCGCUGCGGCUGCCGGCGCGGCUGCGGCGGCGGCUCGUGCCGCAGCACGCGCUCGACGCCGCCGUGGCGGUGAGUACUGACUGUGACACGUCGCGUGCUGGCGUACUGACUGUGACACGUCGCGUGCUGGUCGUGCGCGGCGCGGACGACGCGCUGCGGCUGCCGGCGCGGCUGCGGCGGCGGCUCGUGCCGCAGCACGCGCUCGACGCCGCCGUGGCGGUGAGUACUGACUGUGACACGUCGCGUGCUGGCGUACUGACUGUGACACGUCGCGUGCUGGUCGUGCGCGGCGCGGACGACGCGCUGCGGCUGCCGGCGCGGCUGCGGCGGCGGCUCGUGCCGCAGCACGCGCUCGACGCCGCCGUGGCGGUGAGUACUGACUGUGACACGUCGCGUGCUGGCGUACUGACUGUGACACGUCGCGUGCUGGCGGUGCGUGGCGCGGACGACGCGCUGCGGCUGCCGGCGCGGCUGCGGCGGCGGCUCGUGCCGCAGCACGCGCUCGACGCCGCCGUGGCGAGUACCCCGUCGUUGUGA
Cydia strobilella is the source of this 2211-nucleotide messenger RNA. RefSeq lists its product as uncharacterized. Lineage: Eukaryota; Metazoa; Arthropoda; Insecta; Lepidoptera; Tortricidae. The coding region runs from base 181 to 2211 and encodes 676 amino acids. The record is from RefSeq and is a predicted model, not a curated record. The transcript has 14 exons.